AUGGCCUGUCACCCACACAAUGUCCGAGCGAGUACUGAGUACGACGUUCCCGCAAUGUUGGCUUGCGAGCGCUCCGGGUUCCUGGUUGGCCCCUGGGACGUGGGUGAUACAUGGGUCAUCGGCAAGGUCUCAAGUGUCCCAAGUGCCAGUGCCAUCCUCUCCCACUCCCAAUACCAGCAGCAGCAGCAGCAGGCAUGA
This is a messenger RNA of Colletotrichum spaethianum, 198 nucleotides long. RefSeq lists its product as uncharacterized. NCBI's taxonomy places the organism in Eukaryota, Fungi, Ascomycota, Sordariomycetes, Glomerellales, Glomerellaceae. The coding region runs from base 1 to 198 and encodes 65 amino acids. The record is from RefSeq and is a predicted model, not a curated record. The transcript has 2 exons.